AUGGCGCACGUCACACCGCUAUCCAGCUCUGCGGCUGGGCCGCGGUGCGACUCAACGUGGUCAGCAGAAAUAAAUACCGGGGAGGCUGUGACGCCGCGAGAAGUGCCUACGGAGCCCGGCGUAGAGACUGCACCAACAGAUGCCGCAGCAGCGUUGAGUUCAAUAACGGGCGAGGCAGCUGACAGGCGGCACGGUGACGCGUAUGCGUCUCUGGAGGCCGACUCGACAGGGGGCGGCACCAAAUAUGGAAUCGAGUCAGUCACCAACAGUAGCGUCAGCAAGGAGCGCAUCAGAAAUAGUCCCGCGCCGCAGAGCGUGGGGCGACAGCAACACUACCUCACGUCGGAUGCGGUGCAGAUGCAUCACACCAGCUCCCCGAUGGAGCGCACGCUGUCGCCCGUGUCGUGGCGACACAACCCGUACGCCGUGUCGCCGAUGUCACCGACCAUUGAAUCGGCGACCAGCGGCAAUAACGACGGCCCUGGUGGCGUACACGAGGACAUCAUUGGCAGCGGCUUCACUGUGGCCGUCAAAACGACGGCGGCGGCGCGGAAUUCUCCCACAUCUGGACGAAUCUCCGGCCGCCCGUCCAUCACCGUCUCCACACGCAGCAACCACAGCCACAACUACAACAGCUGCAGCACACGCGGCGGUGCCGGUAGAGACAGCAGGAGUGGUUUGGUAGCAGCUUCCUAUGAUCACAGCCACUUUCGAAGUGACGGUGGAUUUGCCUGGGGUGUGGAGGGCGAAGAGGAGUGGCCCGAGCCGCGUCUGUCUGGUGCGUCCGUGUGCGACAACCCGUACGUGCAGCGCCAAUGUCCGCCGGCGUCAUCGAUCAACCGCAAUCGCGCAAACAGCGUUCUGUGCCCGCGGCGGAGCACUGGCUUCUGGCCGACGACGACAAACAGCACCGCCGCCGCCGCCGGCCCUGCGGCUCUCAGCCUGUCGACGUCGCUGUCGAGUGUGUCGCCCGUGUUGCAGUUUCAGCGCCCUCGUUCUACCAGCGCGCGGCAGCGCAGCGUGUCGGUUCAGUCGUCGCGCUCCUCACCGAUGACGCACCACAGUUUCAGCGGCCCGUACGAGCCGACGGGGGCAUUCUUCUCGCCCAACCCGAACCAUCUCGUCGGGCUGCCGCUGUCUCACCCGGUGGCGCACGCGCUGGACGAUAUAUCCGUGCGCCGGUCGUCGUGUAACUUUGACGUGGACAGUGUGUUGCCCUCGCACUACGGCGCCGAGGAGCAUCAGUCGCCGCGGUCGCUUGCUAGCGGUGCCGAUUUUCUCCGCCUUAAUACGCUUCAACAUGGGACAUUCAACGCUAGCUUUGCCUCACUCGCCUCGUGGAGCACCGCACGGGCGUCAAGCCACGCCGCCCAGCACAAGAGUGAGCUGCCAGACAUUGAUUACGAUGGCGAGUGGUGCAAACUCCACGGCGACGACGAGGAUGGCGAAAUUGAGGCGUACAACGUCACGCUGCGCCCCAACGACGUGAAGGCGCCGAUGAUGUCGGAUCAGGCGGAUGCGUCACUCCUGGAGAGAAUGCGGGGGGAUGAAGAGGAAGAGGACAAGGGAGACGGAGGUAAGCAGCAGCAGGGGUAUAUCAACAACGGCGAGAAGAUGAUAGAGCCUGUGGCGUCCGUGACCCCCAGAAGAUCCAAUACCGCGCAUAGGCAAGAGUCCCCUACACAUCCGCCGCCGCCGCCGCCGCAGCAGCAGCAGCAGCAGCCACAAGAAGAACAGAAUCAGAUCCAGGAGCAGUACCCCCAACAGCCUCCACCUGUGGACACUGUUGCUGUUAUUCAUUCGAGUGUACUGCAGUGGAUGAUGAUGAAUAGCACCGAGGAGGAAGUGUUAUGCCCUUUGGGUUUUCAUUUCUCCGUUUACGACGCUGAGGUUCAACAGCACUACACCAUUGAAAGCUCCAGCAUUGUGGCGACACGCGGUGCUGUGCGCUACUUGAUUCUGAGUGAGACAUACGGUGCCCAGUCGAGGUUCCGCUUUCAGUUAUGCAAGCGAUACUUGCAUAAACGCUGCACACGUGGGAAGAACUGUCAGUACAUUCACGCGCGCUCUGUGCCAACCGCCACGUGGGUGCACAUCAACGAGAACGUUAUCAGCACCGCGGUGAUGGAAGGACGUGAGGCGUCACCUGAGGAGCUGCAGGGUGGCAGGAACAGCCAUAACUACCCGACAAUGCCCCCUGGGGUUAUGUUUCGGGUGUACCCACCGAAUCAGGGCAAGAGUGUGCCGCAGCUUAUUCAGUCCGAGUUGAUUCUCCAGACAUUUGGCGCGUCAAACGUGUACAGUGUGCUCGCCAACAGCAACUACAGCAACAACAACAACAGCAGCAGCAGUGGGGCAGAUGCAGGGCCUUUAAGUGGGGCAGACGAAUCCAACACGGAGGCAGCCAACCUGAAUAAUUUUAAGGCUCGUCACUGUGCUCACUUUCAGUUCAAUAAAAUGUGUAACCUGGGCGCGUCCUGUAACUUCAUUCACUCGCUGGUGCCGUUUGUGCAGCGACUUUCUUCGCCCGGGCAGAACGCCGUGUUCCAUCCUGUGAUGGCACCAGCGACAACAGCGCAGCCCCAUUUCCAGCUUCCACCAAAUGCAGCGGUACAUUACGCCCCUGUCCAGAGCCCUGGCGGAUGUGCUUCAGCGUACGCGAUGGAGGUCUUGCAGCAACCGGCAGUUCAUCUACAACCAGCAGAGGCGGCGGUGGCGACAGCCCCCAUGGCGUACCAUCACGUGCCGGUGAUGCAGCUGCCUUUCUAUGUACCCGGCCCAGUGCCGCAGCCGUGGAAUGGCUACAAAGGCAGCACCAGCCACCCCUAUGGUGGACAUCGGAUGGAGGGCUAUGGCAGCGGCGGUGUCUACACGCCACAACGGCACGAUCACUUUGCGAAGAUGCCGCUGAAUUAA
Messenger RNA from Trypanosoma grayi, 2916 nucleotides. RefSeq lists its product as hypothetical. The coding region runs from base 1 to 2916 and encodes 971 amino acids. Gene Ontology annotation, molecular function: metal ion binding. The record is from RefSeq and is a predicted model, not a curated record. The transcript has a single exon. NCBI's taxonomy places the organism in Eukaryota, Euglenozoa, Kinetoplastea, Trypanosomatida, Trypanosomatidae.